This is a messenger RNA of Symbiodinium necroappetens, 4104 nucleotides long. The record is from the annotation of a GenBank genome assembly. NCBI's taxonomy places the organism in Eukaryota, Dinophyceae, Suessiales, Symbiodiniaceae.
GACCUCGGCCUGAUGAUCGUGGACGAGGAGCAGCACUUCGGCGUGAAGCAGAAGGAGCGGCUGAAGCAGCUCCGCGCCGAGGUACACGUGCUGACGCUGACCGCGACGCCGAUCCCGCGCACCCUUCAGCUCGCGCUGGCCGGCGUGAAGGAGAUGAGCCUGAUCGCGAUCCUGCGCGAGUACCACCGCGGCGGCCAGAGCUUCUACGUCUGCCCGCGGGUCGAGGACCUGGAGGAGCUGGAGGAACGGCUCGCCAAGCUGGUGCCGGAGGUCAAGGUCGCGGUCGCGCAUGGGCGCAUGGCGCCGAGCCGGCUGGAAGAGACCAUGACCGCCUUCAUCGACCGCAAGUACGACGUGCUGCUGUCGACCAACAUCGUGGAAUCCGGCCUCGACAUCCCGACCGCGAACACCAUGGUGAUCCACCGCGCCGACAUGUUCGGGCUGGCCCAGCUCUACCAGCUUCGCGGCCGGAUCGGGCGCGGCAAGCAGCGCGGCUAUGCCUACCUGACCCUGCCGCCGGGGCGCAUUCUCUCCAGCUCGGCCGAAAAGCGUCUGCACGUCAUGCAGACGCUGGACACCCUGGGCGCCGGCUUCACCCUGGCCAGCCACGACAUGGACAUCCGCGGCGAGGCGGUGGCGGCGGCGCGCGAGCGCAGCGGCGACGGCGCGGGCGAAGCGCAGGCGGGCGGGGAGACCUGGACGCCGCAGAUCAACCUGGGCACCGCGGUGCUGAUCCCCGAGAGCUACGUGCGCGACCUGCACGUCCGCCUGGGGCUCUACCGGCGUCUCUCGCAGCUCGUCGACAAGGCCGAGAUCGACGCCUUCGCGGCCGAGCUGGUCGACCGCUUCGGACCGCUGCCGGAAGAGGUGCAGAACCUGCUCGACGUGAUCGCCAUCAAGCGACUGUGCCGCGAUGCCGGGGUCGAGAAGGUGGACGCCGGGCCGAAGGGAGCGGUGGUCGCCUUCCGUGGCGACGAGUUCCCCAAUCCGCAGGGGCUGGUGCGGUUCAUCCAGGCCCAGGCCGGCACGGUGAAGCUGCGGCCCGACCACAAGCUGGUCUACAAGCGGGCCUGGGAGUCGCCGGCCCAGCGGAUGCGCGGCGUGCGCCGUCUGCUCGAGGCGCUGGGCAAGGCGGCGGCCAGCAAGGUCGUUGCCGAGCUGGGCGAGCUCGCCGCUGACGUCCGGCGACCAGCGAUUGAUCACCGCCUGGAUGUGGCCGACCAUGGCCUGGGCUGCGGCCUCCGGAUCGCCGCCGCCGACCGCGGCGAGCAGCUCGCGGUGCUGCACCGAGCCGCGCUUGAAGCCGGGCUCGUCCACCCGCAAGGGCUCCUUGCCGGCGCCGAAGGUGUGGCGGUGGAUGUGCAGCAUGCAGCGCAAAAGGAUCGGCUCCAGCGCGCCCAGGCCGGCGGCGCGGAAGAUGGUCAGGUGGAAGGCGCGGUCAAGCUCGGCCAGGGCGUAGGCAUCGCCGACCGACUCCGCCUCGGCCAUGCGCUGCACCACCUCCUCCAGCGCUGUCCGUUCCGCCGGGCCGAGAUGCGGGACCGCCCGGCGCACCCCGUCGACUUCCAGAGCCAGGCGGAUGCGCGCCAUCUGGGCGGCCUCCUCCGGCGUGGUGGUCGACACGAAGGUGCCCUGGUAGCCGUGCCGGCUGACCAGUCCCUCCUGCUGCAGGCGCAGCAGCGCCUCGCGCACCGUGCCCUGACUGCAGUUCAUCGCGCCGGCGAUCUGCUGUUCGAGCAGCGCCUCGCCGGCGCCGAUCGCGUUCAGCAGGAUGGCCCGGCGGACCGCAUGGUACACCGCCUCGCCCUUGCUGCGCGGCGGCACCGCGGCCCCGGUCUGAUUAAUAUCGAUAAUGAUAUUCUCUCCGCUUCGGUCAAGCAAUCCGGUGCCCUCAAUGCGCCGGGGCGGCCAAGCCACCCUCCGAACGCAUGGGUGUGUAAUGCGCGUUAUCCUGGCAGCCUGCGCUGUCGUCAUCGGAACGGCGGCGCGAUGAGCGCCGCGCUGCUCGAGGUCGACGACCUGGUCGUCGAGUUCAAGACGGCCGCCGGUUGGGUGCGCGCCGUCGACCGCGUGUCCUGGGACGUGGCGCCGGGCGAGAUUCACGCCGUGGUGGGGGAGUCCGGCUCCGGCAAGUCGGUCACCGCCCUGUCCAUCCUGCGCCUGCUGCCGACGCCGCCGGCGCGCAUCGCCCAGGGCGCCAUCCGCUUUGACGGCGCCGACCUGCUCAAGGUCGACGAGGCGGCGAUCCGCGAGAUCCGCGGCGGGCGCAUCGGCAUGGUUUUUCAGGAGCCGAUGACCAGCCUCAACCCGGUGCUCUCGAUCGGCCGCCAGCUCACCGAGGGCAUUCGCGCCCACCUCGGCCUCGACCGCCGCGCCGCCCGUGCCCGCGCCAUAGAGCUGCUGGAGCUGGUCGGCAUCUCCGAGCCGGCGCAGAUCCUCGAACUGCUGCAGGAUCUCUGCCGCCGGCUCGGCGUCGCGCUGGUGAUCAUCACCCACAACCUGGGCAUCGUCGCGCGCUAUGCUGACCGGGUGACCGUGAUGUACGCCGGCGGCGUGGUGGAGGAGGGCAGCGCCGACGACGUCUACCAUCGCAGCGCCCAUCCCUACACCGUCGGGCUGCUCAACUCGGUGCCGCGGCUCGACCGGCCGCGCGGCCUGCCGCUGGAGCCGAUCCCCGGCAACCCGCCGGACAUCCUCAACCGCCCGGCCGGCUGCCAGUUCCGGCCGCGCUGCGGCUAUGCCCGGCCGCACUGCGCCGAGGCCGCGCCGCCAUUGGAGCGGGUCGGCGUGCUGGCCGACGCGCCGACGCUCGUCCACCGCAGCGCCUGCUUCGAAAGCGCGCGCCUGCUCGCGGCCGGCCCCUCGGACGAGGUGCUGGUCGAGCUGCGCGGCCUCAAGAAGCACUUCCCGGUCAAGCGCGGCCUGCUGUUCGAGCGCACCGUCGGCGCGGUCAAGGCGGUCGACGGGGUCAGCCUCUCGAUCCGCCGCGGCGAGACCCUCGGCCUGGUCGGCGAAAGCGGCUGUGGCAAGAGCACCAUCGGCCGCUGCCUGCUGCGCCUGGAGACCCCGAGCGCCGGCGAGAUCCGCUUUGCCGGCCAGGACGUGGCCAAGCUCGACAAGGCCGGCCUGCGCGACUUCCGUCGCCGCGUCCAGGCGGUCUUUCAGGACCCCUUCAGCUCGCUCAACCCGCGCAUGACGGUGGAGGAGAUUAUCUCCGAGCCGCUGCUGGUGCACGGCGUUUCCGGCGACCGCGCGGCGGCGGUGCGCGGGCUGCUGGACACCGUCGGGCUGCCGGCGCGGCUGGCCGACCACUAUCCGCACGAGAUGAGCGGCGGCCAGCGCCAGCGCGUCGGCAUCGCCCGGGCGCUGGCGCUGAAGCCGGAAUUCAUCGUCUGCGACGAGGCGGUCUCGGCGCUCGACGUGUCGAUCCAGGCGCAGAUCAUCCGCCUGCUGGAGGAUCUGCGCGCCGAGUUCGGGCUGACCUACCUCUUCAUCGGCCACGACCUUUCGGUGGUGCGCCACAUCUGCCACCGGGUCGCGGUGAUGUACCUGGGCAACCUGGUCGAGCUGGCCGACACCGACGCGCUGUUCGACAACCCGCAGCAUCCCUAUACCCAGGCGCUGCUCUCGGCGGUGCCGGUGCCCGACCCCGAGCUGGAGCGGGCCCGUGCCCACCGCGUCGCCGGCGGCGAGAUCCCCAGCCCGAUGAACCCGCCGUCCGGCUGCGCGCCAAAUCGGUCCGGGCCACACGGCCGCCUGCCUGAAGGAGGCUUGAAGACCAUGGUGCGCAAGACCCCGUCCCUCGAUCCCACCACCGAUCCGGCCACCCGCGCGCGCGUCGAGCGCGAGCUGCGCGAGGCCUACGACUUCGACCGGCGCGAUCCGCUGUUCGGCCUGUCGCGCGAGGCGCUGCGCGGGCCGCGUCUGGAGCGGCGCAGCGUGCUGCGCCUGCUGGCGGCGGCCGGGACCCUGAGCGCCUGGCACCUGCUGCCGGGCAGCCUGGGCGGCGCGGCCCCGGCGGCGGCCCAGAGCGGCGGCACGCUGCGCUGCGGCUGGUCCGGCGUCGGCGAGAUCGUCACCCUGGACCCGGCCCAGAUCAACCAG